AUGGGGUUUGGAUCGGAUGUUUAUUUUUGUAAUACGAUGCUUGAUAUUUAUGUGAAAUGUGGGGAGACUGGGAUAGGGGUCCAGUUGUUUGAUGAAAUGUCUGUGAGAGAUUUGGUUUCAUGGACUACGAUGAUCUCUGGGUUUGUUAGGGAAGGAAGUGUUUUUGGUGCUUUUCGGUUGUUUAAUGGGUUGCGGAUGGAGUUUAAACCGAAUCAUGUGAGUUUAAUGGUGAUGUUUCAGGGGUGUUGUCAUUGUGUAAAUGGAGGAAGACAACUUCAUGGAUAUGUGGUGAAAUGUGGGUUGUUGGGGAAUCAAAGUGUUUAUAAUUCAGUUUUGAAAAUGUAUACGGAUUGUUGUUGUGUUGAUGAUGCAGAAGUUUUCUUUAGUGAAAAUGAUAAAAUGGAUGUUGUGUCGUGGAAUAUAAUGAUUUCUUUAUAUUCUUUGAGACGAGACAUUAAGAAAUUGGUUGAUUGUGUUCGUGUAAUGCAAGAUAGGGCGGUGCUCAGUAUUGAGAGUUUAACUCUACUUGUUUCGUCGUUUUCAGACGAUGGUCCAAUCUGUUAUGGUAAACAGGUGCACUGCCUCGCCAUUAAAAGUGGACAGUAUGACAGUAUGUUGAAAACUUCUUUGCUGGAUUUCUAUGCCAAGUGCGAGGACUUGGAUUCUUCUAAAAAGUUAUAUAGUGAAUUUUCUUUUACAAACCAUAUAACGCUGAAUGCUAUGAUGAGUGCAUUUAUUCAUAAUGGGUAUUCUAGAGAGGCUAUUGAGUUGUUUAGAAAAAUGUUAUCUUCUGGUUUGAAGCCUACUGCUGAACCCUUGACCAAUGUCAUUCUAGCUUACAGUGACAUGGGAUCCUUGCAUCUGGGUAAAAGUGUUCAUGCCUACUGUUUUAAGAACUUGUUCGAGGACAAGACUGCACCGCUGGAAACAUCUAUUAUGAACAUGUAUUUAAAAUGUGGAAGCAUUUUAUCUGCUAGAAUCUGCUUUGACAGAAUGCCUUGCAGGGAUCUUGUGGCAUGGACAUCAAUGAUUGUGGGCUUUGGUACACAUGGAAUGGGUAAUGAAGCAAUGCAAAUUUUUCAUUCCAUGAUAGAGGAGGGAGUAGAACCAAACAGUGUCACCUUUUUAGGCAUACUUUCUGCUUGUAGCCACUCUGGCCUGCUGAGAGAUGGCUGCAAAGUCUUUCACUCCAUGAAAUCAAAAUUUGGCAUUGAACCUGAUCUAAGUCACUACACUUGCAUUGUUGAUCUCUUGGGUCGAUUUGGAAUGCUCAAAGAGGCAUUGGGUAUUAUUCUUAAGUUUGUCAGUUUGGCAGAUUGUAGAAUAUGGGGAUCACUCCUUUCAGCUUCUCGAGUUUAUGAAAAUCAAUUGCUUGCAAAAUUUGCUGCUGGAAUGCUCUUUAAGUUGGAACCAGAAAAUGCUGGAUACCAUACUCUGUUAAGCAACUUACAAGCUAGUUUGGAAGGGUGGUCUGAUGUGGAAGAAAUUAGAAAUUAUGUCCAAGAUAGUAAUCUUGUAAAGCAACCUGGGUGGACCUGCAUAGAAAGCUAG
Molecule: messenger RNA, 1551 nt
Organism: Daucus carota subsp. sativus
Lineage: Eukaryota; Viridiplantae; Streptophyta; Magnoliopsida; Apiales; Apiaceae
Product: pentatricopeptide repeat-containing protein At4g35130, chloroplastic-like
Exons: 1
Coding region: 1-1551 (516 amino acids)
Biological process (GO): RNA modification
Cellular component (GO): intracellular membrane-bounded organelle
Molecular function (GO): RNA binding; protein binding
Source: RefSeq, a predicted model, not a curated record